AUGAUCCGUUUCCUGCUGAUGCAAAACCGCCAAGGGAAGACGCGGCUGGCGAAGUACUACGUCCCCCUGGACGACGACGAGAAGCACCAGCUCGAGUACGAGGUGCACCGCCUGGUCGUGAACCGAGAUCCGAAGUUCACCAACUUCGUCGAGUUUCGAAAUUACAAAAUCAUCUACCGGCGGUACGCCGGCCUCUUCUUUUCGCUGUGCGUGGACGUCAACGACAACGAGCUCGCGCUCCUGGAAGCGAUCCACCUCUUCGUCGAGGUGUUGGACCACUACUUCGGCAGCGUGUGCGAGCUGGACCUGGUGUUUAACUUUCACAAGGCGUACACCGUCAUCGACGAGUUCAUCCUCGCGGGGGAGAUCCAGGCGCGUUCUAUACACUGGUCCCCAUACGACCGCGAGACGUCCAAGAAGCAGAUCAUGGAGCGUCUGGAGGAGCUCGAGAAGGUGAAGGACUGA
Messenger RNA from Micromonas pusilla CCMP1545, 465 nucleotides. RefSeq lists its product as uncharacterized. Gene Ontology annotation, cellular component: AP-2 adaptor complex; intracellular membrane-bounded organelle. The transcript has 2 exons. The record is from RefSeq and is a predicted model, not a curated record. Gene Ontology annotation, biological process: clathrin-dependent endocytosis; protein transport. NCBI's taxonomy places the organism in Eukaryota, Viridiplantae, Chlorophyta, Mamiellophyceae, Mamiellales, Mamiellaceae. The coding region runs from base 1 to 465 and encodes 154 amino acids. Gene Ontology annotation, molecular function: clathrin-cargo adaptor activity.